CUGUGUGGAUUAACGGGUGGUUUCCAAACUGGUCGCAGGAAUUAGGCGUUUGUCGGUGUCUGGCAAGUGGCGUGGGCUGGCUGAAGCCGGUAGUUGAGUUGCUGAGGGCGGCUGUAGUGGGAGUGUUCGAGCAUCCGCGUGGCUGAAGUUCGCUGCUGAAGAUGGCUGACCCCGAUGUCCUGACUGAGGUCCCAGCAGCACUGAAGCGGUUAGCCAAGUAUGUCAUCCGGGGCUUUUAUGGCAUUGAGCACGUGUUGGCCUUGGACAUCUUGAUCCGGAACCCCUGUGUGAAAGAGGAGGACAUGCUGGAGCUGCUUAAGUUUGACCGGAAGCAACUUCGGUCCGUUUUGAAUAAUUUAAAGGGAGACAAGUUCAUCAAAUGCAGAAUGAGGGUAGAGACUGCGGCCGACGGGAAGACCACACGCCACAACUACUACUUCAUCAACUACCGCACUCUUGUUAACGUCGUAAAAUACAAGCUGGACCACAUGAGGAGGAGGAUUGAAACCGAUGAGAGAAAUUCCACCAACCGGGCCUCCUUCAAAUGUCCCGUCUGUUGCAGUACUUUCACUGACCUGGAAGCUAAUCAGCUGUUUGACCCCAUGACAGGAACUUUCCGCUGCACCUUUUGCCAUACAGAGGUAGAAGAAGAUGAAUCAGCAAUGCCCAAAAAAGAUGCUCGCACACUUCUGGCAAGAUUCAAUGAACAAAUUGAGCCCAUUUAUGCAUUGCUCCGGGAGACAGAGGAUGUAAACUUGGCCUAUGAAAUACUUGAGCCCGAACCCACAGAAAUCCCAGCCCUGAAACAGAGCAAGGACCGAGCAGCAGCCACUCCUGGAGCUGCUGGCCUGGCAGGUGGGCACCACCGGGAAGCAUGGACCAGCAAAGGCCCCUCGUAUGAGGACUUAUACACUCAGAAUGUUGUCAUUAGCAUGGAUGACCAGGAUGAUGGUCAUCGCACCUCGCUGGAAGGGAAAUCUGCCAAAGAGAGGCCCAUUUGGUUGAGAGAGAGCACGGUCCAAGGAGCAUAUAGUUCUGAAGAGAUGAAGGAAGGUGGCAUCGAUAUGGACGCAUUUCAGGAGCGUGCGGAAGCCCGUGCGGGGCCUGAUGACAAUGAGGAGGUCAUGCGAGCUCUACUCAUUCAUGAGAAAAAGACUUCUUCCGCGACAGCUGGCUCGGUGGGAGCAGCCGCUCCAGCCACGGCUGCCAAUGGCAGUGACUCGGAGAGUGAGACUAGUGAGUCAGACGAUGACUCUCCACCCCGGCCAGCAGCCAUGGCUACUCAUCAUCGGGAUGAAGAGGAGGAAGAUGAUGAGUUUGAGGAAGUGGCGGAUGACCCCAUUGUUAUGGUGGCUGGCUGCCCGUUCUCCUACAGUGAAGUUAACCAGCGGCCAGAGCUGGUAGCCCAGAUGACGCCAGAAGAGAAGGAAGCAUACAUAGCCAUGGGGCAGCGCAUGUUUGAGGAUCUCUUUGAGUGAGCUUUCCCCGUUUCAGAGGGAAACUGCCCACCACCUGCCUCUUUAUGCAGAGAACCUGUUAAUCUAGUACUGAAACAUAAUAGGAGAGGAAAUUUUUUUUUUACGUCAGAAACUUCCCAGAAAGGUAGGCAGGUUAUAAGGUAGGCUACCCUCUUAUUACUAAAGUAUUAACAUUUUUCUGUAAUUCCAUGUCUAAUUUUUUCCUUUCCUUAUUAAGACAUAUUUUCCUCACUCUGACUAAAAUGUUCCUGUCUACUACAGAACCCUACUAGGAAAAACUUUUCCUAGUAUUAUAACUCUAUCCUGGUCAAACAUUUGAGAUAAUUCCUUAUAUUCCUCUCAACAAAAACAGCUUGCCAAGAAACAGAUCGCUGAUGAGGGGAAUGCCCAGAUACCUCAUAUUUUCUCAAAAUGGAGUUUGGGGUCAACCUGUAAAAGGAGUGAGAGAGUACGGGGCGGGGU
Molecule: messenger RNA, 1940 nt
Organism: Acomys russatus (golden spiny mouse)
Lineage: Eukaryota; Metazoa; Chordata; Mammalia; Rodentia; Muridae
Gene: Gtf2e1
Product: general transcription factor IIE subunit 1
Exons: 5
Coding region: 162-1478 (438 amino acids)
Biological process (GO): transcription open complex formation at RNA polymerase II promoter; transcription initiation at RNA polymerase II promoter
Cellular component (GO): transcription factor TFIIE complex
Source: RefSeq, a predicted model, not a curated record